Molecule: messenger RNA, 1965 nt
Organism: Penicillium antarcticum
Lineage: Eukaryota; Fungi; Ascomycota; Eurotiomycetes; Eurotiales; Aspergillaceae
Product: DNA-directed DNA polymerase alpha subunit POL12
Exons: 3
Coding region: 1-1965 (654 amino acids)
Biological process (GO): DNA replication; DNA replication initiation
Cellular component (GO): alpha DNA polymerase:primase complex
Molecular function (GO): DNA binding
Source: RefSeq, a predicted model, not a curated record
AUGGACGCCGAAGCAGAACUCAAUGAGCAGUUCGCGAGCUCAUUCCCUGAUGGGAUCCCCAAGGACAUCAUGGCUGAGCUCCUCUCCAUGUUGCGAGUGCACUCGAUCACCGCAGAGGAGCUAUUCUACAAAUGGGAAUCCUAUAGUAUGAAGAUGGGCGAGGGUGUGACCCUGACCAUGAUGACCGUGCGAGGCUUCAAGCAAGAUGUUCAAGAUGCAUUGGAACGAGAAAGUCGCAGCCACGCUGGCCGGCAUACAGAGAAACGAAGCGCAAACACAGCAACCCCGCGCGCCGCUGCCGCAGCAGGCGGCGAUAUGUUUGGGAUGUUGGAUCAAUUGACUCCGACUGCCUCAAAUGUGAGAUCUGCUGGUGGUCUCGGAUCGGUCAAGCGCAAGUCCGAAUUCUCCUCGCCCGCUACGCCUAGAGUCAAGACCGAAAAACCUUCACAUAUGGGUACAAAAACGCCCGGGACCCCUGGUGACGGAAUACCGUCAGUUUCAUUUUCAGAGAGAUCCAACCCCGGCCAGACCGUCGAGACACUCAAUUCACACCUAUCCUUGCCAGAAACACCAAUGGCACCAUUCUCCGAGGCGCGCAUUCGGCCAACAGCGAACACAGAUCUGAAGAAGUUUGGUUACAAGCCAAUGGGCAUGAAGCUAUCAGAAGCAUCGGAGAUUCUGGACGACCGCAUCGACGAGUUCACGGCGAUAUUCCAGGCACAAUUCAACUCAGACGACAUCACAUUUGGAAGUGCAGCUACACAGAGCACAAGCGAAAUCGUUGCUGUCGGACGAAUCGCCUCGGACAGUUUAGAAGGAAAGCUGAACCCGGCUUCCCUUGUCCUCGAGACAUCACGCCGGACUGGAGCUGGCAGACGUGUACCUCUGAAGGUGGACUCGGUACCCUCGGCCAACUUCUUCCCAGGUCAAAUUGUGGCUCUCCGUGGCAUCAAUCCUUCUGGUGAAUAUUUUACCGUGAAAGAAAUUCUCCCAAUUCCUCUUCUGCCUCCCGCCGCAUCUUCAGCUGUAGCUCUGGACAAUAUCAACGAUCGAAUUGAAGCCGACUCCAGUCUACCACUGAACGUGAUGCUGGCUGCUGGUCCCUACACCUCAGAUGACAACCUGGACUACGAACCAUUGCAGGAAAUUUGCCAAAAGGCAGCUGAUUGCUUCGCCGAUAGUCUCGUUCUCAUGGGUCCGUUCUUAGAUAUCGAGCACCCAUUGCUCUCAUCAGGUGAUUUCGACCUGCCAGACAUCAAGGGUAUCGACCCGGACACAGCUACCCUGUCUAUUAUGUUCCGCCAUUGCAUCUCAACACACCUGGCACGACUCGCAGCAGCAGUUCCCAGCAUUACCAUCGUGAUGGUUCCUUCUGUACGCGAUGUACUCAGCCGACAUGUUUCCUGGCCACAGGAGCAACUUCCUAAGAAGGAGCUGGGUCUGCCCAAGCAGGUACGCAUGGUGUCGAAUCCCGUCACAUUGUCUUUCAAUGAGUCUGUGAUUGGCAUGUGUUCACAUGACGUACUCUCCGAGCUCCGCCGCGAGGAAGUCAUUCAUGGCCGGCCGACGGAGGGCAACCUGCUCACCCGUCUACCCAAAUAUCUCGUGGAGCAGCGCCACUUCUUCCCCUUAUUCCCUUCAACUGGACGGGCAAGCCUUCCCCAGCCUGGAACCGAGAGUGGUAUGGCCACAGGUGCUAUGCUGGAUUUGCCCUAUAUGAAAUUGGGCGAAUGGUGGAACGUACGGCCAGAUAUCUUAAUUGUGCCGAGCAUGCUGCCUCCUUUUGUCAAGGUCGUGGACAGCGUUCUAGUCAUCAACCCCGGCACCCUAUCAAAACGUCGUGCAGCAGGCUCCUACGCUCAAAUGACUAUUCACCCACGCCUGGUAGCAGAAGACGAGCGCGAACAAAAGCAGCUGAGUCACAAGCUAUAUGAGCGCGCUAGGGUCGACAUCAACCGAAUCUAA